Messenger RNA from Gastrolobium bilobum, 1131 nucleotides. RefSeq names its product GDSL esterase/lipase At5g45910-like. The coding region runs from base 1 to 1131 and encodes 376 amino acids. NCBI's taxonomy places the organism in Eukaryota, Viridiplantae, Streptophyta, Magnoliopsida, Fabales, Fabaceae. Gene Ontology annotation, molecular function: hydrolase activity, acting on ester bonds. The transcript is spliced from 5 exons. The record is from RefSeq and is a predicted model, not a curated record.
AUGAAGAUUUUCAUUCUCUUUAGCAUCAUCACACUCGCAUGUGGUUUCCUUGUUUCAAAUGCUAAAUCUUUACCGUAUGAAGCUAUUUUCAACUUUGGCGACUCUAUAAGUGAUACCGGAAAUGCUGCUUCUCUCCACAAAUCUCCUCCUGGCGAUGACAAUGGCAAGAAUCCUUAUGGCUCAACCUACUUCAAACAUCCAAGCGGACGCAUGUCAGAUGGGCGACUCAUCAUUGAUUUCAUUGCUAAGGCAUAUGGGUUGCCAUUUUUGCCAGCCUAUUUGAAUCUCACCGAAGGCCAAAACUUCACGCAAGGAGUAAAUUUUGCAUAUGUUGGUGCAACUGCACUUGAUAUGGAAUAUUUCAUACGAAAAGGAAUCAAUUCAGUGACGCCAGAUGAAAAAUCGUUGAGCGUUCAACUUGAUUGGUUUAAGAAGCUCAAACCCUCUUUCUGUAAAACCAAAGAAGAGUGUGAUAACUGCUUCAAGAGAUCAUUGUUUCUGGUUGGAGAGAUUGGUGGGAAUGAUGUUAUCGCGCAUAUGGUGGCAAAUAAAAACAUUCCACAACUCCGAGAAAUAGUUCCCCUGAUUGUUGAAGCAAUUACCAAUACCACCACUGCAUUAAUAGAAGAAGGAGCUGUAGAGCUAGUGGUACCAGGGAACUUCCCCAUUGGGUGCAAUUCUGCAGUUUUGACGGUGAAGAAGAGUGAUAACAAGGACGACCAUGACGAAUUUGGGUGCUUGAAAUCUUACAAUACCUUGGCUCAGUACUAUAAUGAGCAGCUCAAACAGGCCAUAGAGACACUAAGGAAGAAAAAUCCUCAAGCAAAGAUAAUAUAUUUCGACUACUUCAAUGAUGCCAAACGUUUAUUUCAAGCACCACAUCAAUAUGGCUUUUCUGCUGAUAAGAAUGAGACUUUCAAAGCAUGUUGUGGAGCAGGUGGACCUUUCAAUUUCCUUCCAAACAUAAAUUGUGGAGAGCCUCGCUCAACCGUUUGCUCUGAACCUUCGAAUCGUAUAAACUGGGAUGGACUCCACUAUACCGAAGCUGCUUAUAGGCAAAUAGCAAAGGGACUACUUGAGGGACCUUUUGCAUAUCCUCCUCUUAAAUCCCCUCCUUUUAAGAUUGCUUAG